Messenger RNA from Uloborus diversus, 1642 nucleotides. Its product is annotated as G kinase-anchoring protein 1-like. NCBI's taxonomy places the organism in Eukaryota, Metazoa, Arthropoda, Arachnida, Araneae, Uloboridae. The coding region runs from base 131 to 1159 and encodes 342 amino acids. Gene Ontology annotation, biological process: signal transduction. The transcript has 10 exons. Gene Ontology annotation, cellular component: Golgi apparatus. The record is from RefSeq and is a predicted model, not a curated record.
CCAAAAACAUUGUGGAUUGAGCAGUAUAUUUGUUGAACUGUCAAUAAUUUGGUUAUUAAUCUUCUAAUUGUGACUUCGCAUUGUUUUCAUUAGUUUUUCCUCUCAUUUCAUAUUUUCUAUCUAUUCCAUAAUGGCUGUUGCUUGUGCUUCUCGUUUUGCAGUAUUAAAUAUAGAGGAUGAUGACGUUCCUGACUCCGUAACUAAGAAAUCGGGUAAUAUUCAGAACAAUGGUCAGUCUGGAAAAUCCAAAUUAACUGCAAAGUCUACAGUGACUGAAACAAAAUCUAAACCGAAGAAAAAAAAGAAGAACACUAGUGAAAUAGCUGAACUUCAAAAUUUAGCAUUUGCUAAUAGUAAUACCAAGAGUAAAAGUAAAUCUUCUAACUCCAAGAUAGUUCAAGCUGGUCAGAAACAAUGGGAAGAGUGGAAGUCAAAAGAUAAUGAAUUUGUAGCAGAAGCUUAUGAACAAGAUCUGCAUGAAGCCUUACUGCUCAGUAAAAUUGAUUUUGAAGAAAAGAAAGAAAUUUAUGAUGCCAUUCAGAAAGAAACUGAACAUAGCAAACAAAGUGCCAAAAAGAAGAAGAAAAAUAGUCAGAAAAAAGAAAAGGGUACAAUGAGUCUAGAUCAAUUCCAAAAUUUACUACCUUCUCAGAUAAAUUCAGGGGCCUUUCAGCGAGGAAAUGCUGACCUUGAUGAUUUUGAGUUGCCCGUUAAAGUUCCUGAAGAGGAAACGAAUUUUUUCAACAAAAUAGAAGAAGCAGCAGAGAAGAUAAUUACAAAAGAACAGAAACAGGAUUAUUAUAAGUCUAUUGAUCCUGUUUUAGAAUCUGCAAGAUUACUGCAAUAUCAAGAAGAGAUACGUAAUAAAGAUGAAGAAAUAUUAAAAUUGACAGAAAGUGUUAAAAAACUAAAAGAAGAGCUAAAAAAUGUUAAAUCAAGGAACAAAAAACUGUAUGGGAUAUUAGAAACUGGAGAAAUGCGAGAAAAAGCUGAAAUUCUUGUUCAGAUUGAACAACUUUUAUCUGUUAAAGAUGAAUUAACUGAUCAGCUAAAUGAAUAUCAUACAGCCUUGGAGCAAGAAAGGUCCAAAGUUCAUUCAUUACAGACAGAGCUGAAAAAAUUUCAGAACAAUAGAAAGCAAAGAACUGAAUCGAAAUAAAGAUGUUGCCAAUGAUGUUGCAUGUGAUACAAGAAACUGGCAUGUUGGAUAUAUAUAUUUAUGUUGUAAAGUUUUACCAGUGAAGGAAAGGAAAAGUUAUUGGGUUGCUUUUUGGGUGUCAUCAAAGAUGGUGCAUUUAUUUGAAAAUAAUCUUUCUUUUGUAUAUAUAUUUUUUAUAUGUUGAAUUAUUUUAUGUAAAAAAAUUUUUUAUCAAAAUAUUUUGGUCAUUUGGACAUGUGUAUUAAAAAUUAAAUAUCUUUUCAAAACCAUUUUCAUAUGCUGAUAUUUAGUUUGUUUUAAUACAUAGGUAUUUAUCAUUGAUCAAAAAAAAACUUUAUGAAAUCUAAUGCUUUAGUUGAAGUAAUACUCAGCAAGUACUUUUGCAAAAUUCAAUAUUUUACUUAAGAGACUUUUGGUGAAGCACCUUUUCUGAAAGAUUGUUUGCAGCUAUGCUAUUUUAAAGCAUUUCAUGUAACAUUUGCU